GAGAACCACCUGAAGAUUGUAGCAUUUGAUCACCGCUAUUUGAUUGUCAGGGUGGCCACACCUUACUUGCGCUGCUUGAUUGUUGCGGCACACGCCCCUCACACCGGCCACGACGACAAUGUCAUCAAGGAGUGGUGGAGCAAACUGCAAGAGGCCAUCCCUGCCACUCUGAGCGAAUGGCCAAUUAUCCUCCUGAGCGACGCCAAUGCCACGGUUGGCACAUCAACCUCCAAACACGUCGGUGAUUUUCAAUUUGAAGCUUUCAUUUGCCAACAUGACUUGUGGCUUCCGGCCACCUUUGCAGAGUGCCAAUUGGGCCAGGGAGCGACAUGGACCCACACAUCAGGGAGUUCCAGGCGUAUAGACUACGUGGGACUGCCACUCAGCUGGAGCUAUCAGAGAUGCACGACAUGGGUGAGCGAAACAAUCGACCCAACUAUUGUCAGGGGAGAUCAUUCAGCUGUAUGUGCAGAAGUUGUUUUCACCCUGGCUCGCCCUACAAAUGGCUUCACGCCUGAUUGGGGCCAAGCGGAGCGAUUGGCUGUGGACCCCAAUGCCGUUAACUGGCAAGGAGUACCACUAUGUCACUCCCAAUUGGAUGUCCACUCUCAUCUUCAACAACUACAAGACGCUUUGGCCACACACCUGCGCCACCAGCAGAAACAGAAAGACCGCAAGCCGGUCAAACAGACGCUCUCUGAACAGACUUGGGAGCUUGUCUGCACCAAGCGCCAUUGGCGCAAAGCCUUAGCAGACCAUGUGAAGUUGCAGAGGAAGACUUUCCUGGAAGGCUGCUUUGCAGCGUGGCGACAUCAGCGUUCGGAUUUAGGCAGCAGCUAUGGCGAGCUGACAGCACUCCAGGACAAGCUCAUUGCCCAAGCCUUGGCACAGUUCAGGCAUUACGGCCUCUUAGUCACGAAAGCAAUGAGGGCAGAUGAUCGAGCCUUCUUUGAUAGUCUUUUGAAAGAUGGGGCCGAAUUUCUUGAACCUCGACAGGUCAAGCAGCUCUGGGCUGUUGUGCGCCGCUCCCUCCCAAAAUUCCGCAACCGCAAGGUGGGAUACAGUCCGUACAAGCUUGCACACCUGGAAGAGCAGAGUGCCCGCCAUUUUGAGGAUCUUGAGAUUGGACUGCCAACGCCAGCCAAGGCUUUGCUAGCCAAGUGCCUUCAGGACCAAGCUGAUGCAGCAUGGCGUGACUUGCCUUCACAGGUCGCAUUCAGUAGCAUUCCCUCCUUACCAGAGGUUGAAGACGCCCUGAGAGCAACGCAAGCUGACAGGGCUACUGGAUUCGAUGCAGUCAUCUUGAAGAUGUUCAUUUGGGGUACAGAACCCUUGCAGGGAAAGGGAGGUUUCCUCAAGAUGAUUCCCAAGCGGCUCGGUGCAGUGGAGGCCAAGCACUUCAGAGGCAUCCUGCUCCUCCCUACACUAGCCAAGCGAGUGCAUGCUAUGGCCCGAGCCCGGCUUAUGACACAAGCCAGCCGGCAACGUGACCCAGCUCAAGUUGGCGGGUACGCUGGACAACAAGUGGCAUUUGGGGCCCAAACAUUGCGCGCAUUGACCAACAUCUUCUCAGCCUGGGGUAUGAGCUCUGCUGUGCUCUAUGUGGACCUAGCGACGGCCUUCCACCACCUGGUCAGGCAAUUGGUCACUGGGAUCGCUGCCAAAGAUGAUUGGCAAUGUGUGCUUGACACCUUGUACACGGCUGGCACGCCACUUGAGGCAAGCCAAGCAGGCACCCGACCGGGCUCACCAUUAGCCGAUGCAAUAUUCCACCUGCUGAUGACCGAAAUUGCGAACGAGCUCAGGCAGUGGAUCUCUCAACAGCCCUACCUGUACGAGGCCUUCACACGGAUGGGGCUUGAUCCAGUCUUUGUUAUCUGGUCAGACGAUUUUGCCAUCCCAGUUGCCACACCUACGGCCGAUGCUUUAGUGGACAGUGUUGUUGAGCUCACCAAGCACAUUCAUGGAGCUCCCCAAUGGAAGAGUAUUGUGAAGAGAGCCGCUCGCAGGCAUCUUUUGCAAGAAGAGAUCAUGGUUGAUGCAAAGGUUUUCCACAAGCGAAUCCUGCAAGGUCUUCGUUCAGUUGGAGCUACUGAUGAAGAUCAGGCGACAGACGACCGCAGGGAACUACAUCACUGUUUUUGUGGCCGUACCUUCACCUCAUUGCAUCGCCGCAAACAGCAUGGCCUUCAUGCUCCGGAAUAUCAAUCCACCACGGGCGCAACGUGUCCAGCCUGCUUGCGGCAUUUUUGGACCAGCAACCGAUUGGCAAUGCACUUAGCCUAUGCUCCGCGAGAUGGAGGUGUCAACCCUUGUUUCGAUAUGCUCUCCAGAGCCCAAUUUUCAGGUGGAUUUUGUGCCCCGACUGCACCCCCUUCUCAUGCAAAUGCAGUACGUUUGGAUGCUGUUCAGACCGCAGGGCCAUUACCAUAUUUGCCAGACCAUCGCCUACAUCAGCUUGAAGAGUUGAUCACCGAGAUCGACAAUCUGGCAGCCAUGGUGAAUGAUUAUGCCAAGCCGAUAGAUCACAUCGAUCAAGGACUGCAGCUUGGGGAUGCCCUUACAACCUUUACCCAGUGCUGGGUGCGACAGCAUCAAAAGAGAGGCAAUGACUACGACGACUGGGUGGCCUUCGUAUUUCAACAAUGGGGCGAGCACAUCCUGCCGGAGAUCAUUGCCGAUGCCAUGGAUGGGGAGAUUGAGUACGUGCUUGACGAGCAGUUCACGGAGAUGGCCGAGCUCUUUCCGCGCACAGAACGCGUCAGACGCCUGGCGCAUUUGCGACUUCGCAAGCACCAGCUGACUAUGGAGGCACAGCAGCCAUCUCUUCCACAUCGACCAGUUCGACGAGGCACAGCAAACAGCAAAGAGCGUGCAGCGACGAUGCACAAGGUCACCAGCCUUUUCCACGAGCAGCUGCAGUGGCAGACGGCCCUCCGCAGGAUUCAGUGGGAGCACGCGCCUUGCUGCGAGGAUAUCCCGACUAUUGAGUGGCCAACAGGAGAUCAGAGCAAGCCUUGCCUCCUGGCCAUUCACCUGUUUUCGGGCAGACGUCGGGAAGGAGACCUUCACUGGCAGCUACAGCAAUGGACCUCGCGGCUUGGCAUUCGAUUCCUGGUAUUGUUAUGGCAUACCUCGACAGCAUGGAAAAUGAUCGAGCAGUGCUACACCCAUGGUCUUGUGGCCCUCACCAUGGUGGGCAGCCCUUGCGAGACCUUUUCAGAAGCAAGGUUUACGAGCCCGCCACCUGAAGACACUUCCCGAUGGCCGAGACCUUUACGAUCAGUGGAGAAUUUCUUCGGCCUUCCGGACUUCCGGACAUCUCCAACCGUGAACUUCGACAAGCUCAUGUUGGCACCAACUUCUACCUGCAAGGGAUGCAAGCUUUGGGAAGCCACAUCGCGCAUGGCGGGCUUUAUAUCAGUGAACAUCCGGGGAUGCCAACGGAUCCGACGAGACCCACGAUCUGGAGGGCGCCAAUGA
Molecule: messenger RNA, 3483 nt
Organism: Cladocopium goreaui
Lineage: Eukaryota; Dinophyceae; Suessiales; Symbiodiniaceae
Source: the annotation of a GenBank genome assembly